AUCCUCCAUCCCAUUUAUUGCUUUAUAAGCUUUUACCUCCGGAUAUGAGGUGCAUAGUAGUGUCGAGGGACAUUGCAGUAAUAAUGGCGAUAGUGUUAGUUUAUCUCAACGGCCUGUCAUGGGGAGGGUCAGCAUAAUUUACACCGAAUGCUGAGUAACCAUGGAGAGCUGAAAGUGUGUUAGUGCCAUGCGAUCGUUUACGGAUCUGUGCGCAUCAGUGGAACGCCUGCUCUCUGAUAACCAGGGCAGAGUCGGGAGGUAUUGAUCUGGGGCGACAUUAGUUUAAUGGAGGCCUGGAUGGAAGCAGGAGUUACUGCACAUGUGGAUGUGUGGAACAGGUAGAGAAGCCGUAUAUGUGCUCCACAGUUCCUCAGUAAACAGAGGGGCUGUUGUUCUUCAGCCUAACGCUUUCUCUCGAACUCCAAAUAUGACUAACUCUUUUAUUUUUAACAUCUCUGUGGAUUGGUACAACAUAACAGAGAGCAGACGCAUGGAUCUGUUCCUCAUCCCUACGGUUCUGCUGACCUCUGUCACACUGCUGGUCAACCCUGUUCUGUCCCUCUGCAUAAUGUUUUUUCCUACGCUACGUCAAGAAACCCGCUACCUGCUCCUUGCUAACAUGCUUUUCGCCGAUAUGCUCUUCCUCGUCAUAAAUCUCUCCAUGGUCUCCUGCAACUCCGUGGGCCUGCACAUGCCCCACUGGCUGUGUGAGUUUAUGAUGGUGAGCAUGGUGAUGACAUACAGCACCUCUGUGCUCACUAUCACACUGAUGGUCGUCGACACGUACGUGGCGGUACGUUGGCCGUUACGUUACAAAGAGAUUCUCCCGCCGUCUCGGGCCAGGAAGAUAAUCAUGAGCUUAUGGGUAAUGGCCGCAGUGUGUCCCAUCUCUUUGCUAGUGAUGUUUGAGGCGGUGAUGGGCAGUGACAAUCAGAGCCGUCCAGUCUGUUUGAUGUUGAUUGCGUUGCACUCAUUGGAAAAGAAGAAGGUUGGUGUUCAUUUGUACUUCAUCAUUGCCAUCAUCCUCUGCACUGUUCUCAUUGUGUACUGUUAUAUCCAUCUCUACAUCAUCACUAAAACGUCUGGGAUAUGGCGUAGUCGGUACUCCCGGGCGCGUAUGACGCUUCUGGCGCACACUCUGCUGCUCAUGAUGUACUUCGUACCCGCGUUGGUCUUUGCCGUGGAGCUGGCUCUUUUAAAAGAAGAAAGCGUAGAUGUCGUGGGAGUGUGGAUUAACUUGGUUAACAUGUGCAUGUUGAUGUUGCUGCCACGCUGUUGCACUCCUUACCUGUACCUCCUGCGCUAUCACGAGAUUUACGAGACCGUCCAGCAGGUGUUUUGGAAGAAGCGACACCACAGCCAGAGGAGUGCGGCCUAGAACUGGACUGAAGCAAGAGCAAGCCUGCAAAAUAACUCGUUGAAGGAAUUUAAAAGACUCCUGAGCCAGAAAGAGAUCUCAAAAGAAACUUUUUAUAUUUUAGUACUAGUUUUAGUUUAUUCUAUUAAAGCAUUUUAUCAUGAAUGAAUAUUAAGAAUCUUUUUUAUAUUUUCAUAUUUAAACUAAAGAUUGAGUGAUACAUGCUGUUUUUCAUCAGUACAACUGGGUGAAUCUCGCAAAGAAAUGUGACCCUGGACCACCAAACCAGUUGUAUGGGUAUAUUUAUAGCAAUAGCCGAAAAUACAUUGUAUAGGUCAAAAUGAUAUUAAGGGAUAUUAAGUAAAGAUCAUAUUCAAUGUAGAUAUUUUGUACAUUUCCUACCGUAAAUAUAUCAAAAAUUACUUUUUUAUUAGUAACUUCUGAUUGCACUGCUAAGAUCUUAAUUUGGAACAUUAUUUUCUCAAGUCGAUUUUUCCGAUUCCAGAUUUUAAAUUGGUUAUAUCUCAGAAAAAUACUGUCCUACCCUCCCUGACCAUAAUCAAUGCAAAGCUAUUUAUUCAGUUUUUCAAAAUAUUAUGACUGGUUUUGUGGUCCAUGGUCACAAAUGUCUUAAGUCACCAAGACUUAAUUACAAAUAAAAAUAUUAGUUCAUAAAUUGGGCUUAAUUUUAUUCUGCUAAAUAUAUUUCUUAAUAUAUUUAUUUUCUUUACUUUCUUUAAUUUUUGUGAGAUUUCCCCAGCUAUAUAUGUUGUUAUGCAUGCCCACAAUAUUGAUUAAAACUUUUAUUGUGCAAAGCAGUGGUCGAUGAUGGUGUUUAGCUCUCUUGGCAAGAUAAAUAAAUUUACAUUUCUGGAUUUUUA
Molecule: messenger RNA, 2238 nt
Organism: Puntigrus tetrazona (Sumatra barb)
Lineage: Eukaryota; Metazoa; Chordata; Actinopteri; Cypriniformes; Cyprinidae
Product: probable G-protein coupled receptor 148
Exons: 2
Coding region: 320-1378 (352 amino acids)
Biological process (GO): G protein-coupled receptor signaling pathway
Cellular component (GO): membrane
Molecular function (GO): G protein-coupled receptor activity
Source: RefSeq, a predicted model, not a curated record